CUGCAGUAAAGAGAGAAUGCAGAGAGACUGCAUGGGAAGUACAAAUAAGAAGUGUGAAGAGUUCAGUAGGCGGCAGGAUUGUUUGAUAACAUUUACAUACUGGGAGAGAACAUAGGAUCUCAGUAGUUGCUCUCCUCCCUCACUGAGCUUUUCUCUGCCAAGCCACAAGUGCUGUGUGCCUGAGCUGUCUGGUGCCUCCAUCAGUUUCCCAGUUUGGGGACACGGAAACAUGUGGUGGGAUGAAAACCUCCUUGCUCUAUUUAGGAGGAACUUGCGGACUACCAUAACCUAUUGGAGUGUCUUCUUCAGCUUUGGAUUAUGCCUUGCAUUUCUGGGACCAACUAUACUGGACCUGAGAUGCCUGACACAUAGCAGUCUGCAGGAGAUCACCUGGGUCUUCUUCGCUCAGCAGUUCUGCAUCCUGGUGGGGAGUACUUUGGGGGGAGCCUUUAAAAAGUCGUUGAAGCUGUGUUUGUCUGUCCUUUUCACAUCUUCUUUGAUCAUCUCCAUGGUGUUUGUUAUAAUUCCAUUUUGCCGACAUGUUGGUGUGCUUGCAGUGGUAAUGGCAGUGGCUGGGCUUUCCAUGGGGUGCAUUGACACAAUCUCCAAUAUGCAACUGGUAAAAAUAUACAAGCAGGACUCCGCUGUUUUCCUACAGGUGCUACAUUUUUUUGUUGGUUUUGGAGCACUUCUGAGUCCUUUGAUAGCAGAUCCAUUCCUUUCGGACACCAACUGCAUCCAGUCCAACUCGACCCUGAAUGGGAGCAGCAAUCUGCAACACAUUAGGAACUCAAUUGUAUCUCAUCAUCCAAGGAAUGUGUCGCAUUAUGUUCUUCCACGGGAUGGGCCAGCACAAACUAAUGUGGCCUAUGCAUUCUGGAUUAUGGCUGUCAUCAAUAUUCCAGUACCUUUUGCAGUUUUCCUUCUGAUGUACAGCAAAGGCAUGCUGCCUGGGUGUGGACACAGGAAAGGGUCCUUACUAUCUGCAGAUGAGCUAGCAAUGGAAACUCAGAAGGGGAAUGAGAGGAGUGAUGACCAAAUAACAGGAACACAGGAAGUGCAAAGUGGUCAUUUUCAUUGUUGUCAGAGUAAGACCUUUCGGGAUGCUCCAUACACAUUUUUAGCAAUUCAUAUAUGUUCAGCGGUGAUCCUAUUCAUGACCGAUGGGAUAGUGGGAGAAUACUCCGGUUUCGUCUAUAGUUAUGCUGUGAAGGAACCACUGUCAUUAGCUCACAAAACAGCAGGAUAUCUACCGAGCCUCCUCUGGGCUUCCAUCACUUUAGGAAGACUUAUCUCCAUUCCAGCAUCUUAUAAAAUGGCUCCUCGUACCAUGCUACUUAUUAAUCUGAUUGGUGUUUUAGGGGCAUUUCUGUUCCUGAUUUUGUCACAGAACAGCACGCCUUGCCUCUUCAUUGGAACAGCUUUUCUUGGUCUUUUUAUCAGCAGUGCUUUCCCCAGUAUGUUGGCCUACACAGAGGAUAUGUUAAACUACAAUGGCUGUGCCACCACAGUUCUUGUAACCGCUGCUGGGAUAGGCGAGAUGGUUCUUCAGAUACUAGUAGGAACGGUGAUUGAAACUCAGGGAAGUUACAGUUUCCUAGUUUGUGGGAUCAGUCUCUCCACAUUGGCCUUUACUCUAUACAUUGUACUGUUAGUGCUUGAUAACAUGCAUCCAAGGGAAUCAAAAGAUACAUCAGAACAAGGCAGAGAUACAGAAUCAUAUCAACGGUAGAAAUAUGACAUGCCUACAAGCACAGACAACAGCAUGCGCAAAACAAGCAUUUCUCUCGUGUCAAAAUGUUGCAACCCAUAGCUAAAUUUUCUGUCAUUUAAAGCCUGGAUAUAGCACCCAAUACAGUGUAAUAAAUAUCACAUGUAGACACUGGUUGGCUUCUGCAUUUCAUUUUAGUUGCAUUUCAUUCAGUUCAGGGUCCAUGGCUGUGGUGCUGGGGAAGAACUAGGGGGAAACAGGCCUGUGGAAUAAAUGCAAUAGGAUCCAAAGGGCUGCACACUUGAAAACGGCAUCCACUUUAUUGAUAAUUAUUAAAACGCCAUAUAUAGCAACAGUAGACACCGUGGGAUCAAGCAAACACGGUCAACGUGUUUGACACUACUAAUGUUAAUUUGUGUAUUUGGGUGCUGUACCUAGCUUUUAGCGGCAGCAGGCUGUAUGAAGGGCAAAUCUACCCAAAAUCAGUUUCUGUUUUUAAGUCAAUGUUUAAUAAAGUUUUACACGUUUCA
Molecule: messenger RNA, 2241 nt
Organism: Rana temporaria (common frog)
Lineage: Eukaryota; Metazoa; Chordata; Amphibia; Anura; Ranidae
Gene: SLC60A1
Product: major facilitator superfamily domain containing 4A
Exons: 10
Coding region: 230-1732 (500 amino acids)
Biological process (GO): transmembrane transport
Source: RefSeq, a predicted model, not a curated record